This is a messenger RNA of Apodemus sylvaticus (European woodmouse), 1207 nucleotides long. RefSeq names its product ubiquitin conjugating enzyme E2 V2 (gene Ube2v2). The transcript is spliced from 4 exons. The coding region runs from base 35 to 472 and encodes 145 amino acids. Gene Ontology annotation, biological process: DNA damage tolerance; protein K63-linked ubiquitination. Lineage: Eukaryota; Metazoa; Chordata; Mammalia; Rodentia; Muridae. Gene Ontology annotation, cellular component: nucleus. The record is from RefSeq and is a predicted model, not a curated record.
CUGCGUGCGGCGGUGCGUCUGGCAGCAGGAGAAGAUGGCGGUCUCCACAGGAGUUAAAGUUCCUCGUAAUUUUCGCUUGUUGGAAGAACUUGAAGAAGGACAAAAAGGAGUGGGUGAUGGUACGGUUAGCUGGGGCCUUGAAGAUGAUGAAGACAUGACACUCACAAGGUGGACAGGCAUGAUUAUUGGGCCACCAAGGACAAACUAUGAAAACAGAAUAUAUAGCCUGAAAGUAGAAUGUGGAUCUAAAUACCCAGAAGCACCUCCAUCAGUUAGAUUUGUAACAAAAAUUAAUAUGAAUGGAAUCAAUAAUUCCAGUGGAAUGGUGGAUGCACGGAGCAUACCAGUAUUAGCAAAAUGGCAAAAUUCCUAUAGCAUUAAAGUUGUACUUCAAGAGCUAAGACGUCUUAUGAUGUCCAAAGAAAAUAUGAAGCUUCCACAGCCACCAGAAGGACAGACAUACAACAACUAAUUUUAGUGGAUCUCAAACUUGUCUUAAAUCAACAACCUUCUACUCAUGUUAAUGUCUUGAUUAAAUAUCACCAUGCAAAAUACCCACACAUUAAGUAAAAGAAUUACAGCUGGUAAACAUGACCUGGACAGUUGUAAGAAUAUAUUUAAUAUAGGUACACCUAUUAUGUUUUCAGGUAACAAGAGAAGUGCAGCACAAUUUUUCUUUAUCUUCUUAAAGCACUGCCAUUUAAACAUGAACCUGAAGUGCUCAAAAUGGAAUUCAGGUUUUCAAGACAGAAGCAUGGCAAAAGAGUGCUCAGAUGGCCAUGGAAACCUUUGUUUUUCUGAAAAGUAAAGUCUCAAGAAGGAAGAAAAGGAAUGGCAUGCUUUAUCCAUCAUAUUUAAAGCUGCAGUUGGAAUUGUUUAAAGUAGCAGAUAUAAUGAAUGGUCACCAAUUGUGUUAAUCCUUGAAGCGGUGUGGGUGCUCACUACUAUUCAUAUCAAAAACAGGUUCAGGAUUGUUUGGAUACCUGUAUUUAUAAUAAAAAGAUGUUUGGGAUUUUGAAUUUCUGUUAAAAGCUGUACCCGUUUAUUACAUGUAACAGACAUGGUAAUUUGUUUACAGUCUUUGUUUAAUAAAACAUGCUUAGAAGUUUUAAGUGAAGUCAACAAAAAGGAAAUAGGUGUAUGGAUAUGUGAUUUUUGAGAUGAAAGUUAGUCUCAAAAUGUAAAUAAAAUAUGGAAUAUGUCUUCA